This is a messenger RNA of Bolinopsis microptera, 1237 nucleotides long. RefSeq names its product deleted in azoospermia protein 4-like. The transcript is spliced from 6 exons. The record is from RefSeq and is a predicted model, not a curated record. Gene Ontology annotation, cellular component: cytoplasm. Lineage: Eukaryota; Metazoa; Ctenophora; Tentaculata; Lobata; Bolinopsidae. Gene Ontology annotation, molecular function: translation activator activity; mRNA 3'-UTR binding. Bases 170 to 682 code for a protein of 170 amino acids. Gene Ontology annotation, biological process: 3'-UTR-mediated mRNA stabilization; positive regulation of translational initiation.
CAAUCAGAUUUGAGUAGGCCGAUUUUAGCAUACGCAGAAGGAGCUCAUCUUUUCGAAAACGUCAAUGUUCAGAAUCUAGUACAGCUGCUGUUGGUUUGAGUUUUGGUUCAGUUGACUUAAUAUUCGCUGUUUCGUUUGUUUGUUUUACGUUUAAGUUUGAAUUUGGAAUAUGCACACCGAGGAAAACGGACCCCCUUCCAAGGAGGACAAAACUGCGGGAAUUCUCUACAUGGAGCGACUUUUUGUGGGCAAUCUGGACAAUGAGAUCACGGAGAGUAUGCUGAAUGCACUUUUUUCACAAUACGGACAUUGCGAGUCUAAAAUAAUCCGCGAGAGGAACGGGACGAGCAAAGGGUACGGGUUCGUGACUUUUAAUGAUGCGAAAAUAGUGCAGUAUCUCGUGGAACUGAGGACGAUAAAGCUACAAAACUGGACACUGAACUUGGGAUUGGCGAUACGGAAAAUAAAGCACCCCGAACAGAUGAACCAGAUGCAGUUCCCUGUCCCCCUCAACCACUUUAACAACGGAUAUAUGCCUCCGGCUCUCCAGUACUUUCCUAACUCUACUCUGGCUCUUGCUAACCCUGGAAACUUGCUCGGUAACCAUGGAAACGCUCCCCCGCUCCUUAGUGCCCCUACUACUCACCUUCCCACUUGGCCUUACGUCCCACAUUUCUUGUAAAUCUGUAAUAUAGUAACCAUGGUAACAGUUUGUAUCAAUUGCUGCGUUUGAAAUGCUGUUGAAAAUUAUUAAAAAAUCUAUGGAGACUGGUUUGGUUGAGAGUUAUCUAAAAUUAGCGCAGCUGUUUUCUUGCAGGGAAAUGAUCCUGCAACAAUUAUUGAUAUACAUACAUCAAUUUGUUAUUUGAUUUAUUUACUGGUAGUUGUCGGAUGUAUGAUUUGUGCUGGAAACAAAUAGCAUUAUCAAUUUCAGUAACACAUAAACGUUUUCGCUGUAAGUUUUAAAUUCACUGUACCAUGGUUCGCACAAAGGUUGCAUUUUAUUAUUUUUGCUGCCGUCCUUUCUUUCCAGCUUACUAAUUUCGAAGAUAUUUGGAAAGUUUGUGUAUGAUAAUAAUCCAUCAUUUGUUUUAAAAUUAACUUAAAAUUGUGUACGGAACAAUUAUAUUGAUAAUUUUCGUUGGUAUAUUUUUCAUGACAAAUUGUUAUCAAUAUGAAUAAGUUGACAAAAUGUUGAAGCAUGGGCUUGAUAUUGUUUUUAUUUGCAAUUAUGUAG